AUGGAUCCAACACAUCUUCUUGCGAUGCUGGUUGGGUAUAUGACAACGACAAAUCUAAGGAGAAGACAGUGGAACAGGACAUUUGGUCGUCAUCGGACCCUGGUCACGUGCACGACUGCCAUUGUAGUAAGCGGAACAGCUCUGGCUUUCUCCGUCAACAUAUGGAUGUUCAUGGUACUUAGAAUGAUCACAGGUGCAUUUACGGUUGGAAUGCUCCAAUCAUCCUUCGUACUUGCAAACGAAUUGGUUGGUCCUUCCAAGCGAGCCAUUGCUGGUACUGUGAUAUGGGUCCACUUUGCAGUAGGGUACAUGGCAUUAUCCCUGCUAGCAUUCUACGUCAGGAACUGGCGUCAUCUACAGCUGGUUGUUUCCUUGCUACCUACUAUUCUGCUCAUCAUAUACGUGCGGACUCCAGAAUCUCCACGUUGGUUGUUGUCAAAGGGCCGUAUCAGAGAAGCAACAAAGGUCAUGCGCAAACUAGGCAAGAUCAAUGGAGCCGAAAUUAAAGAGACAUUUAACUUGGACAAUGUGAAAACGGGUAUGAAAGUCGAGGGGGGUCGAGACCAGGGUUUGGUUAAAUUAUUACGCAGUCCUCGUUUACGUCUCUACACGCUAAACCUUAUGUUCCAGUUGUGGGGGAGGAGACCGGUUUACAUCUUCUUCAUGGCCUUAUGUGGAACCGCCAUUUUGGCCACAGGUUUCAUUCCGUUCGGUAUUGGACGAGCCGCAGUAGCAAUGAUUGGAAAGUUUGCCAUCACAGCUUCCUUCUGCAUUAUCUACCUACGUGCUUGUGAGAUUAUUCCGACCCCAGUUAGGUAA
This is a messenger RNA of Strongylocentrotus purpuratus (purple sea urchin), 819 nucleotides long. Its product is annotated as solute carrier family 22 member 3. The transcript has 7 exons. Gene Ontology annotation, biological process: transmembrane transport. NCBI's taxonomy places the organism in Eukaryota, Metazoa, Echinodermata, Echinoidea, Camarodonta, Strongylocentrotidae. The record is from RefSeq and is a predicted model, not a curated record. Gene Ontology annotation, molecular function: transmembrane transporter activity. Gene Ontology annotation, cellular component: membrane. The coding region runs from base 1 to 819 and encodes 272 amino acids.